Molecule: messenger RNA, 6910 nt
Organism: Vitrella brassicaformis
Lineage: Eukaryota; Vitrellaceae
Source: the annotation of a GenBank genome assembly
UCAGCGACACUGCAUAUGAGGGGCACAGACGGACAAAUGUGCAAACGGCACGCUCAGCGCAGGGCAAUCCGCUUCUCUGUCCUGUUGCCGUACCGCAUGAUGGUACGUAUGCCUGUUGUCCAUUCAGGUCGACAAAGUAGUGGUUUGGCCCCUCUGUGGUAGUACUUACGCCCAUACCCGAGUACAGGCCCAUAAGUACGUCAAGCAGCCCCUUCAUGGUCUCCUGUUCCUCGCUCUUGGGUGGCGCGACGCCAAUGCAAGUCAACACCGCCGACAGAUGAGGCUCCACUUUGAGACCGCCAGGACAUUGCAGAUAGACUUUGGUGCCUGUGACCACGGGCCGAUGAGCGACGCGGAAUGUCAUGUGUUUGGUGCUUUCGAUCUCGUCCAUUGGACAGAUCCCUGGUAGAGACGCAGACGACCCAGCCAGUGGCGUGAGCUAAUGUGUGUUGACCUGUCUUUUACCUUUGCACACUGGGAAUUUGCCUCGAAAUGUUCCGGUGUCUCCCGAGCACGAUAUCUUUUUGUCACCUACAAGCGCUGUAUUGUUCGGACACUCGAACUGAAUCUCAUCCCCUGGCUCGAAGAAGGGGUCUGAAAAGAUGAGGCGAGGGAUGCUCUCGCCCACGCUGACGUAAGGGUACUCAGGCAUGCGACACGGCUUCUGGACAACUGCAGAUAAGAUAGAGGGCCGAACAUGGACGAGGGAGGCAUGUAUCACAAGAAAUAUAAACUACUGGCGCCUCGCAGGCUUACUUAUGCAUGACGGGACCUCUUUUUGUGUGGGAUAGAACUGCCACCGGCCAUCCUCACGGCAGAGCGUCCGAUCCGGUGCACCUACAUACACGACAAAUGGCACGGAUGUAUGCUAUGUAAUCUGUGGUCCUAUCACCUUUCGGCCAUGAGGUGCCUGGCGCUGUACAUCGGAAUGUUGCCUGCGACCCUGAUGUGAUGCCGUCGUAGUCGACCGUGCCAUUGACGGGGACAGGAGGUGGGCCGCAACUGACUGCAUAUACAUAUGAUGAGCAGGAGCAGAAACACAACAAAGGAGGAGAAUAUCAAUCAAGACAGCCAUCGAUCGACUGCUCCAGUGUCUCGAUCGAUUUUUGUCACCUGUCCUCAGGAGCGUGAAGGGAUCUCCUGGCUUCUCGUGAAAGGUCUUUCCAAUGCGCUGUAUAUCGUCAUCGGUGAGCGCACGCUGGUACAUGAGAAUUGUCCGGAUUCUGGUCUCCCGCAAGCAGUGUGCCGCCUGGCUGCCCUCGAGCAUGUGUGUCUCAGGUCUGUUGUCGUCACUCGAGGCUGCGGGAGGCUUGACGCGACACCCAAGAUCCAGAAAGCCACGCUCAACGGCCGUCGGGUUUACCCAGUCUGAAUCUUUGGGCCUUGUGAGCAACAACUUCCCGUUUCUGUCAAGCAGGGAGAAACAAGUGGGCAAACGUGGAGGGAUGGACGACGGAUGACGCUAUCGCCUGCUCACUUGAAUAUCUGCGUUUUGAAGUCGCGUCGUCGGAUGGCCCAUACCUCCCACUCAUUUAGAAUGGGUUGAUUUGUGGCCUCGUGGCGGACCAUUCCAAGCCGGGGGAGUUCCUUUGGUGGCGGUCCACCCACUGUGUCAUACCCCAUAGUCUCGAGCAGAGCCUGCUCAGGGUUAUCAGCCGCCUCUUGUAGCGAAACGACAUUUGCGAAACUCUCGGCUGCGAGUGCUGGGUUGGGGGAGCCCUGCGCGAUCUCCAACCGGCCACUAAGGAAGGUGCACAAAGCAGAGCAGACGACAAGCAGCGGUUCUUUCGACAAUUGUGUGUGCACCCAUUUAUGAGCCUACAUACAUUGGGCUUUCGGGCUCUACGGUGAGCUGAAUCUCCCAGUUUGCUUUGAAUUCACCUCCAGUCCAGCUCAGCAGGACUUGCGUGAGAUGUGGUGCCGAUGCAACAGCCUCUUCGUCUUCUUCUCCAGGCUGUGUCGCGUUCAUCCGCGGCGGCCACUUCACAUGGAGAAUGAUAGUUAUAUCGCCUCUCGCAAACAAACGGUAGAGCAAAUGGCUUGUCAUCCAUGAAUCCUCUUUGAAAUAUAUGGAGUUGGUCGAUCUGAGCAGACGGACGGAGCCAUGCAGUGCAGUGUUCGGACUUUGUUUGAAUGUGUGGACUCUCUUUUGGCCUUCUUUGCUUGCCUAUCGUAGAAGGGCGCAUUUUUAGAGUACGGCUGACUGAAGUCGCCAAACCAUCUCCUGCAAUCUGAUCCCCUCAAGUCGCUCCAAGAAGUGACUCGCUCGCCAAAGGGCCACUUGGCGGUUGAGACGGAAAAAUGAUACGCUGAGUAAGCGCCAACCAGCCCCUCGCAUGGAAUUGUCAGGUGCUGGGGGCAUAAAUCGCCUAUGGCGCGGUCAACGGAAGAAGGGAGAGGCAAAAGACGUGUUUGACAGCAAGACACGAAGUGAGCAGCAGCGUGAGAGACCUACUCUUGGGUGCAAUCCAAUCGAAUUGCCCAAUUGCCUGCAGCAGGCGAUACCCAUCAGUCAAAGCAGCUGCCUGCUUUCCGCCCUCGUUUUUUGUCAUCUCACCAGCCACGACACCGAUUCUCUUGUAUGCCACAUUUCCCUACAUCCACGCAAAACAAGAGGAAAAGACAUCUUGGCGGAAAGUCUUUCUCUUCUAUAUCCAAGCGUAUAUUGCCAUCUACCGAUCACUGCAUCUUUCUUCUUGAACGAAGAUCCUGUGUGUCAGAAAACGAGAAGCACAUGUCAAUCAAUAUGGACUUCUCUGGAGUUGUGCAUAUUCACUGACCGAGCAUAAUCACUGCCUCUGUUCUUGAUGCGGAGCUCUGGUGGUCACAAGAAGGUAACAAGGAAAACGGAUGCCUCAGGAUGUAUGCCUCAGUCGUACAGAGGGAGGACAUGACUUAAAUUGUCUGCUUACGGCAUGCAUCUCCUCCUCUGAAUGUUAUGAUGCUCAUGAAGACCCUGUUGUUAGCGAUGUUGCCACCAUAUGAAAUCCGGUACAGCCUGUGGUUCACACGGACGCCCUGCCAGACAGAGCGAGACAUAUAGAUAUUUAGAUACGCGUCGCUCCUACUGACACUGUCUUUGCAGGGCACGUACCGUGUAUCCUCCAUUUAUGGGCACGCUGUCUGUGGGCGUAAGCAGCUGCGAUUUGAUGGGCUGGGAGAAAGCUACCCAGCCAAGAACUGGACGAGAGCGCGAGAAGCUACUUGCAAAUGCAAUGCAGUUCUUGCCCUUUCCUUUUCCUGCCUUCAUUGAACUCGCGCAUAUCACGACGGUCUCUAAACCCGGAACCCAUGGUCUCGAGAGCGACCUGACAAAUAAAUGAGGCGGGAAAGAAGACAAGUAAUGAAUCCACACUGUCCGUCCGACGCCAAGGCCGCAUUCAAAUUACAGACAUGGAAGCCUCUUGUGCCGAUGCGAUGCUUCUCGCUGACGCGAGGGUGCACGAAACGUCGACCGCUAUUAUCUGUUUGGACCUGCAAUUAGACAAGAGGCACAGGACGAAGAGGCAUGAUGGAUCCACUAGAUUUUGGCCUGACUGACUUGCACGACAACGAUUGGCGGCUCAGUGAAUGCUGCUUCAAUGGGAAAUGUCACAUACGUCCACUUCCGAUUGCCCGCAAGCACCUUUCCAGCUUGAUCAACCACAGAGAGAAAGCCAAAGAGAGAGCUGUCUUAUCGAUCCUGUCUUAUGUUUGUCAGUUCUACCUGCAACUGUUAUUCCCUCGGGGAGAGUCGGCAUUGUUGUGGCAAGGUGUCUGUGCACGCCACUCUCAACGACCUGGCAAAACGGAAAACGGUAGAGUGCAGAAGCAGAAGCAAGCUCUGUGAGUGAUUCCAUGCUCGAGCAAGCCUCUCACCAGCCAGUCGAUCGGCGUUCGGAUGUGCCACUGGUCCCUGGAAACACACGAAGGAAGCGUGAGGAAGACACGCGCUACAGCCCAGAUGAGACAACCGUAUUCGUGCAACGUCGACGCACCUGCAGGGGAAUGGCUCGUCCAAUCUCAUCUCGAAAGCGCCUGGAUAGGACGGCAGACACAUAUGUUGAGAGUGACUGCAACUCACAUGGCUCACCUGAUCUGACGUUCUGCAAUCGGACAACGGCCUCUUGGCCUCCACGCAUGUCGGGGACACCUCCAAUAACGACCUUCCAAAUACAGAGGAAAGACACUUCAAAACACCGCCAUGUGUCGUCGGAUCAUUCGUGUGCCUACCGGAUCACUAAAGUAGCUGUUGGUCUUGACCGUCAGCCAAUUUCUGGUAUGUGUCACCAUUCUGCCGACCUCUAUCGGAAACUGAACACCGGAUGCUGCAUGCAUGACCGUGGAGACACAUACGCACAGAGCCUUCACUCAUUGCUAUGUCAGCUUUAGUACCGUCCCAACAGGCGGUCCUCGUGGGCUUCCAUUUCUCAAGCUCCUUGAAGGCGUAAGGGGCCUCGGUGCGCGCACGAACCUCAGGCGGAAGGAUCUCGAGCUUGACGCUGACUCGCCCGCUAGGAAGCUUGUCAUUGGGCUGGACCACCAGGCCAUCAGGGGUCACCUUGAACUGAGCAAGCGACGGACAGACAGAUACACAAUGACCGAGUGAAUGGAUGAACGAAUAACGUCGUGAAAGAUGCGAUCAAGACCAGUCUUGACUUAUGCACUCGCUUGUUGUGUACCUACCUCGGCUGGCGGCCUCAGCACGUACGUGUCUCCAGUCUCAAUAUCGGUCAAGAGAAUGCCCGUGAUAUGUUCUGGCGGAAUGUCCUUCAGGUGGGCGGGCAGCGGAAGUGUCACGGCAGUGUACUUGCUGAGGAGGUGGUCGCCCAUAUCUGAAUAAUUCAUUCGCAGGCAGAUUGACGAUUGAGUGAAUGUGGUCACGACACAUGUGGAUUGAUCGAAUAUGGCCUUGUAUGUGUACCUUCUUCCCUCGGGCCUUGUGGCGGCGGCUGCGUGCCUGCCUCUGCAGUUUUGGGAGGCUUCACCUCCACCUUGACGUCGUAGUCUCCGCUUGGGACCUUGUCAUUUGGCUUGAUGACGAUUUUUCCAUCUUCGGUCACCUCCACCUGCACGCCGGGCCAACGUGUGUGUGACACUGCGUGUCGAUAUGUCUUGCUGCUUUCUGUUUCUUGUUCCUCCAUACUUCAUCAGGCGGUGUCAGUGUUAUCUUGUUGCCUUGAUCGUCCUCCAAGGUCACCCCCGUGAAGUCCUCUGGCGGCCUGCCAGUGAGCUCUGGCGGCAAGGGCACUUCAGCGGGCUUUGUGUUGUCCACCGGGUGGCGGCCAAGGUCUUCCUCGCUGGGAGGUGGCGCUGCCGGCGGCGGCUGUGCGCCUGCCUCUGUGGGCUUGGGAGGUUUCACCCCCAUUUUGACGUCGUAGUCUCCGCUUGGGACCUUGUCAUUUGCCUUGAUGACGAUUUUUCCAUCUUCGGUCACCUCCACCUGCACGCCGGGCCAACGUGUGUGUGACACUGCGUGUCGAUAUGUCUUGCUGCUUUCUGUUUCUUGUUCCUCCAUACUUCAUCAGGCGGUGUCAGUGUUAUCUUGUUGCCUUGAUCGUCCUCCAAAGUCACCCCCGUGAAGUCCUCUGGCGGCCUGCCAGUGAGCUCUGGCGGCAAGGGCACUUCAGCGGGCUUUGUGUUGUCCACCGGGUGACGGCCGAGGUCUUCUUCUUUAGGAGGUGGCGCUGCUGGCUUUGGCCUCAGACCGACCUUUACAUCGUAAUCGCCCUUCGGCACAUUGUCGUUCGGUUUUAUCAAGACCUCUCCUUCGUCCGUCACCUCAAACUGCAUGUAUGCAGUUACACAUAGAUACACAUGCACGGCCAGGAAGAGAAAAUGUUUUGGGAUCGACUUGCUCUGUUACUUUGCGGCUUACGUCGUCAGGGGACAGCGUUAUCUUGUUGCCGUCUUUGUCCUCGAGCGUCACCUCGGUCACGUCUUCUGGUCUGGUGUCCUUCAGCUCAGGUGGCAGUGGGACUUUUGAUGGCUUGUCGGCCUCCAAGGGAUGCUUCCCGAGACCUGUAAGCAGGAGACCGAUAGGCGGACAGACAGACGCACCGAACAAAGGCAUCCGUCAGUCAAUCCCUGGCCUGUCUGUGCACACCAUACAUCGGAGCCGGCUUGCUUACUCUCUUCUCUUGGUGGUCCUCGCGCGGCCUCCUCCGGCGGCUUGACCUCGACGGCCACAUCAUAGUCUCCUCCAGGCAGACGGUCGUUGGGCUGGCUGAUCACCAGCUGCCCCUCGUCAUUGACCGUGAACUCAUCGGGCGGCCGCAGGACGGUUGUCUGGCCCGUUUCUUUGUCUGUCAUGACGACGCCCGUCACGUCUUCCUUCGAUUUGGCCUUCAAGUUGGGCGGGAGCUCGAUGUUUGUCGGCUUGUCGUCAGCUAUCUUCUUCUCUCCCAGAUCUGCACCACCACCGCACACAACCGCCGUGCUGUGGUUGUGUGCGUGGGAUUCAUUGCAGCGCCUGGGUUAGCUUGCUGUUGGUUGGCUUGCCUUGUGUUAUCGGUGGCUGUGUGGUCGUCUCUGGCUGUGGCGCUCUCGUGGGCGGCGGCUGUGUGGUCGUCACGAGCACCCAGUCCCGCAGGUCAUAGGGCCGCAUCUCGUGGCUCUCCGCCUCCGUUUCCACAAACGACACUGCAUGAUCGAGAGGAGAAAUCACACAAUUGAAGGGCGGCGACAAUCCUCAUUCCUCGCCCCGGAGGUACCUUCGCCAUGGCUAUGGAACGGCGCAGGGUGUGCUGGUGCCUGAGGGAACAUACAGAAGCGCAUCGUGCGGCCGUGCGCCAAUGGAUCUCCUCCCAUUUACCCUGUUGCCGGCGAAGAAAGACCACCAGGAAGCAUCGACGCUUCCGACGCACAGGAAUGUGAGGAUUGUUGCUGCGAUGAGCGAGGGGCGCCAACGCGCAUUGCAAAAACUCUCCAU